Limulus polyphemus (Atlantic horseshoe crab) is the source of this 1887-nucleotide messenger RNA. RefSeq names its product V-type proton ATPase subunit C-like (gene Vha44). Lineage: Eukaryota; Metazoa; Arthropoda; Merostomata; Xiphosura; Limulidae. Gene Ontology annotation, molecular function: proton-transporting ATPase activity, rotational mechanism. The coding region runs from base 44 to 1072 and encodes 342 amino acids. The transcript has 10 exons. Gene Ontology annotation, biological process: proton transmembrane transport. Gene Ontology annotation, cellular component: lysosomal membrane; vacuolar proton-transporting V-type ATPase, V1 domain. The record is from RefSeq and is a predicted model, not a curated record.
UGUAAAGAAUUAAGUUUUAUACAGUUAUUGUAUUUUGAGACUUAUGGUUCUUUUCUUUAGUGUUACAAGAAAGAUCGCAACUUAUCUUGGUGAAGUUUUGGAACACCAGAGGGACAGCUUGGUAGAACAUCUGCUUGCAAAUGGAGUUGACUUAGCUAUAUAUAUUAUGAAGUUUCAAUGGGAUAUGGCCAAAUACCCCAUCAAACAGUCCUUGAAGAACAUUGCAGAGAUAAUAAGUAAGGUAAGGUUGAAGGUUGAGUUUGGUUACACUGGAUAUUUAGAAAUAGUUAGAGAACAAAUGGAUCAUGAAAACUUCUACUAUAUUUUAAUGCGCCAGCAACACCGAGUGUCAGAAAAAUGUUUAAUUCACUCAUAUUUUUUUUAUUGCAGUGGCAGCUUACUUGUAAGAAAUCUGGGGGACUUGGUUAAAAAACAACAUUUUGUUAAUGGAUCAGAAUACCUGACUACACUCCUGGUUGUGGUACCUCAAAAUUUGUACAAAGACUGGAACUUGAAAUACGAAAAACUCACAGAUAUGGUGGUACCCAGAUCUAGUGAGUUAAUAUAUGAAGAUCAAGACCAUGGACUCUUUACAGUCACUCUUUUUCAAAAGGUAGUGGAUGAGUUUAAACUUCAUGCCAGAGAGAACAAAUUCAUUGUUAGGGAAUUUGUGUAUAAUGAAGAGGAGUUAUUAGCAGGAAAGAAUGAAAUUGCCAAGUUAGAACAUGACAAAAAGAAACAGUUUAGUCUACUAGUCCGAUGGUUGAAAGUGAACUUUAGUGAAGCUUUCACAGCAUGGAUCCACGUCAAGGCAUUACGGGUGUUUGUAGAGUCUGUCUUAAGGUAUGGUCUUCCUGUGAAUUUUCAGGCAAUGCUUGUACGUCCUCAUAAGAAGUCUGCGAAGAGGUUGAGAGAAGUAUUGAACCAACUAUAUAGCCAUCUGGACACUAGCAUUGCACAAGGCCCUGUAGAUGACAUCCCUGGCUUGAACAUGGGACAAGGAGAAUAUUACCCCUAUGUUUUUUUCAAGAUAAACAUUAAUGUGGCAGAAGGAACUGGUGUGAGACUUUAGAAUUACUGUGGUUGAUUAUUAUUCAAAUAGUUUCAGCUUUAACUUUUGUUAAACUUUCCAGUCAGGUGGCAAAAGCUCAUAUAAUGUAAACUUGUUUGUACAUAGUCUGUGUGACGGCAAUUCUGUUUGUUUUUCUGUUUUUCAAAACCAACAGAGAAAAAUGUGUAAAAUUUCAUGCAGAUUUUAAGGUGUAUAGUAUAAAGUUUUUUUCCAUAGGUAAUUCAGUUGUUAUUGUUGCUGUAUUAGAUAUGACAGAGUGAAUUAUCAAGAACUUUUGAAAGUACGGAAUAAACCAUACAAGUGAAGUGUUAACUUUAGUUAAUAAACGCUGUUCCAAGUUUGUGUAUUAAAGAUUAGGCAAAUUUCCUUAAAAAUAACUCAAUUUUUUUCCCCCCCAGAAAUCUUAUUCUUGAAAAAGAAAUUAACUGUACAAUUAUGUUGCCAAAACAUUUAUUGUAUAAAAAACAUAAAUUCUAUUUACUUGAUCUAUUAUAAUAUAGAAAUGUGGUAAUAUUUAAUCAUGGAUUUACUGGAUGUUGCAAUGUUUAUGUAUUUAUGGAAGAUUAAAAAAUUUGAUCGACAGACGUGUGUAUAAACAUGAAAAAUAAUUGGUAACAAAAUUUUGUAGGCACAACUAGAUAUUAUUUUUAAUGUUUUUAUUUCAUUUCCACAUUUUGUUUAUAAUGCAAAUUGCAAUAAUGGUAUUGUUUGGAUAAUUGUGUACCGUACGAUACUUAUGUAAAUUUAUCAUUGUUGUAGGGAAUGAUUGAGAUAUGGUCUCAUCAGAUAAUAAAAUUCAUUUCGAUAAUCGGGAA